This is a messenger RNA of Arabis nemorensis, 1140 nucleotides long. The record is from the annotation of a GenBank genome assembly. NCBI's taxonomy places the organism in Eukaryota, Viridiplantae, Streptophyta, Magnoliopsida, Brassicales, Brassicaceae.
AUGGCAAUUGGCGGGGGCGAUAAAGGAAAAGUAGCCAGCAUUUCAGUUGGGUGGAUGGUGAAUCCAUCACUAUAUCAAAAUGAUCACGUUCACUUAUACGCCUCCUGGAUUGCACCUUGGAAAAAGACCGGUUGCUACGACAUAACAUGUCCUGGAUUUGUGCAAGUUAGCAAGAAUGUACCACUUGGUGCUCUGCUUCAACCAUCGCGGAAGCAGCUCACAAACAUCGAGCAAUACCAUCUGAAUACGAAAAGAAAGAAUUUGAGAGAACUCAAAGCUAUCAACAAACCUGCAAUCAAGAGUUUCAGGACGAAACAAGGUGCUCUAUUUGAUUGUAUCGAUAUUCACAAGCAACUAGCCUUUGAUCACCAUCUACUAAAAAACCACUCUGUUCAGUUUGCAGUGGUUGAUUAUGGACCUAACAGUUUUUCUGAAGUAAAAGGAGUUUUUAACCUUUGGGAUCCACAAGUCUCACAAGAUCAACUUAGUCUUGCAUACAUGGCGGUUGGCGGGGGAGCUGGAAGAAAGUUUGCCAGCAUUUCAGUUAGUUGGAUGGUUAAUCCGUCGCUGUACCAAGAUAAUAACGCUCAAGUGUAUCAUCUUGCUUUUGCUAAUAUUUUUCAGUUUCUUAGAGAGUCAGUGCUAUAUGUAUUGUCUUAUUGGGCUAAGAGGCACAGAGGACAGACCGGUUGCUACGACAUAAGAUGUCCUGGAUUUGUGCAAGUCAGCAAGAUGAUACCACUUGGUGCCCUUCUUCAACCAGUUUCAGUUUAUAAUGGUAAACAGUGUGAAUUGCAGUUAAGCUUGUAUCAGGAUCGCGCCAAAGGAGAUUGGUGGUUUACAUAUGGGAAUGAGAAUAUCGGAUACUGGCCAGCAUCAUUGCUCGUGGCCUCGAACUUAGCUAACCGAGAAAAUUAUGGAUCUUGGAGAGGUCAAGCGUAUAGUCCAGAGACAGAGAAGACUCCAGCUAUGGGAAGUGGGCAUUGGCCUAGGGAGAGGUUAAAUAAGGCAGCCUAUGUUAACAGUAUCAAAAUCAUCAAUGGUAAAGGAAAAGUUUUAGAUCCAGAAAGCGACAUUAUGAAGACACGCUCGACCAAUCCAAAAUAUUAUAUGUUCAUGAGGAACAAGAGCCGUGGUUAA